AUGGCCGACCCUACCCGCUAUCACUACAUGGACUCGGCGACGGGGAGGCGCUCGCCUCCCCUGUACAACCCCGCCCGCUCUUCCAUGCCCGUCACCGGGGGAGGAUAUGGCUCACUCUACAGCGGGGACCUCCACGUCAUGUCGGCCUCUCACCACGAAGGGGUACCUCCCUCGUCCGACGUCUACCGCACCAGCGCCGUCCCCGUCACUUCCAACACCUACGCUGUGAGAAAAGAACCACUACCAAGGAGCACCAGUCUAAACGACGGCCACCGAGUUCACCGACCCCACGAUCAGGGCGCCAAGCGGCCCGUCAUUGUGACCACCAAACACCAUCAAACUACUUCGAGGUCGGGGAGCCCAUCGCGGGACACAUAUCGAUCGAGUGACGAAGGGGGGCCAUACUACACUGAGCCGGCCUCGUCCAUCCCCCGGAGCCGGGCGGUGGCGAGCCAUACUCCCGCCAGUGCCACCAUGGAUGAAGAAGAAUACCGCCGUCUGAAGGAUAGGACGCAUCUUGACAGGUUGGGAACCCAGGCUAGUCGUGGAACGGAUGCCCACCGCCCGCGACCGGCAUCGUUGUACGCGGGGCCGAGCCACCGCUCCACCAACUCUCACGAUUUCGAUGACCAGGGGUACGAGUAUUCGAAACCGAGCGACUUGGCAAGAUAUGAUCUCGACCACGAUCAGCGAAACAAAACCACCCGCCGUGAGACCCUUGACCGGUACUAUCGCCCAACCGUGAGCAUCAGCGAGGACCUGACUCGGCCCUUUGACCCAUCCGAGAAACGAGGACGCGGCCCGCCGCCCGCUACGAGGGGCCUCGAGAAGAUAGGUUGGGGCCAGACCGCUGGCGGCAUCUACGACGGUGCUGGUUCCCAUAUGCCUCUCCUACCAACCGCGCCCCCUGCGCCCGACGUCCGCCGCCCUAAGCUUCUCGAAGCCCCAGGCAGUCCCAGAGAGGAGCACCGCACUGGACCGCGCCCACUGCCCAUGAUUCAAGAUGUACCCAGCCGACCGAGUCACCACGAAGACCAAUACUACUACGACGACCCUCGCGAUCAAAACUACUUUCAGGAUGAUCGUGUCUCUACCCGAGGUUUUGGUAUCCUUGUUGACGCCAACGACGCAGAGGAACAUCGCCGUCCUGCUGGAAAGGUGUAUCACGAUGACCGUCGCCCCGUGGAUAAGCUAUACUACGAUGAACGUCGCGAGCGCCGAGAGCCCCGCAAACGUUACGAGGACCGCGAAGCGAGGCGACAUUCAGAUGAUGACUUAGAAAUCGUCAAGCGCAAGCACGACGAACGAGACCACAGAAGGUACCGGGACCGUGACGAGGACGUUGAGGAAGCCCUGCAACGCCGACACGAACGCGACCGCGAGCAUGAGAGGAGGGAGAGAAAGCCAGACAACGACGAACCCGCCAGCACGAGGGACAAGAUACGUGACAAGGCUGUUGCUGGUGUUGGUGCGGGCCUCGCUGCCGCUGCCGUCGGGCUAAAGUCUGCCAUGAAACAAAAGUCUGAGGACCAAGCCCCUUCCAAACACGCAGGGGAAGAUCGUGACCGCCCGAGACGUGAUGAAGGCGGGACUAGAGGAGAAGCCAGAGGGGAAGCCAGAGGGAAAUCAACCCGAGAGGACCUACUCGGUGACGAGGAGUUCGAGAUCGUUGAGCACCCAAGAGACGGCGAGAGGUCUCCACGCCCGCAGCCGAGACUCGAGAGUGAGGCACCAGACUCCCGAAAACGCGAUGAUUCCCCUGCCUCUCCAUCCCCUCGCGAUCGCUCCCCGUUGAGUGAUGAUGAAGGGGGGGCUCAACCUCGUCGACGACGACCCCAAUUAUUUGAUCCCAAUGACACCGCCGUACUUGCCGAUAUCAGGGAAAAGAUUCAGAGUCUUAAAACCUUGACUAAGGAUUACAAGGAGGCAAGUGACAGCGAAGAUGCUCCGCCACCAACCAAGCAGGAAUCGGCUGAGAAUAAGCCGGCUCCCGUCGAGAAACGGGAAGACGACCCCGAAAGCCCCGCGGCAGCGGCCCCGAGCAAGGACGAUGAGACACCGCCUGCCCCCCGGCCGCGGGAGGAGAAGCAAGUUCGCGUGGUUGCACCUCCCAAGGAGACCGACAAGAAGCCCAUCAAGGGCAUUCUCAAACAGCCGCGGGCCCAGUUUCCAGAGGAGCCAAAUCCCGUCCGCGAGGGCGUUGCACCGCACAAGGACGAUAAGAGCAAGAACGACGUACCACGCGGCGCACGGUGGACCAAGAUCAGCCGCAAGCUAGUGAACCCAGACGCGUUGAAGAUUGGCAAGGAGCGUUUUGAGGUCCGCGAUGACUUUGUCGUUGUUCUGCGUGUACUCAGCAAGCAGGAGAUCCAGGCCUACGCAGAAGCGACGGUGACGUUGAGAGGUAAGUUCUCGUAA
This is a messenger RNA of Dichotomopilus funicola, 2418 nucleotides long. RefSeq lists its product as uncharacterized. The record is from RefSeq and is a predicted model, not a curated record. The coding region runs from base 1 to 2418 and encodes 805 amino acids. NCBI's taxonomy places the organism in Eukaryota, Fungi, Ascomycota, Sordariomycetes, Sordariales, Chaetomiaceae. The transcript has a single exon.